AUGUUUUACCAGGUGAAGGUUCCAGUUGAGGACAGAGACUUUUUACGUUUCUACUGGUGGGAAAACGGAAAUGUUGAUACUGAACCUAACGAAUACAGGAUGACAGUACAUUUGUUUAGGGCUACUUCUUCACCGAGUUGUAGUAAUUACUCUCUACAAAAUACGGCACCAGAAAACAAGGAUAGAUUUGAUUCUUUAGUGAUUGAUACACUGACAAAGAACAUGUAUGUAGAUAUUUGUUUGAGUUCUACCGAUACAGAAGAAAGUGCUAUAUCGCUUAUAAAGAAUGUAACUGAAUUGUGCAAAGAAGGCGGAUUUAAUAUGACUAAAUGGACAAGUAACAGUCAAAAUGUUGCAAGGAAUGUAGAGGAAUGGAAUUGUGGAGAUGAUAGUCUCACCGACCGUGCACUUGGAGUGUAUUGGUAUAUAACAGAUGACAAACUUGGAUUUCACAUAAACAUUAAAGAAAAACCGUCAACAAGACGCGGAAUUCUCAGCAUAGUCAGCUCAAUCUAUGACCCUAUUGGUAUUGUUUCUCCGUUUGUAUUGAUAGCCAAAUCAAUACUACAAGGAUUAUGCAAGAAAGAAAUUGGAUGGGAUGAAGAAAUUCCCAACAGCGAACUUUCGUCAUGGAACAAAUGGCUCAGUCAGCUUAAGGGAUUGGGAAACAUUAAAAUAGAUAGAUGCUACAAGCCUCAACACUUCAAGGCUAUUGUUUUAUGCCAACUACACUGUUUUGCAGACGCAAGUGACAAAGGUUAUGGUUGUGUAUUUUACAUACGGUUAGUCGAUGAAAAAGGUAGUAUACAGUGUUCCUUUUUGUUAGGAAAAUCGAGAGUAGCACCGCUUAAAUCGAUGACUAUUCCGAGGAUGGAACUGACAGCUGCUACUAGUGCCGUUAGGCUUGGAAACAUGAUUAUAAGAGAGAUAGAAUACUCAUUUGAUGACAUUUAUUACUAUUCAGACAGUAUGUCAGUAUUGCGAUAUAUAGCAAACUCAAAGACACGUUUUCACACUUUUGUAGCCAAUCGUUUGGCUGUUAUUCAUGAAUCAACUAAAGUAAACCAAUGGCACUACAUAGGCACAAAAGAGAACCUGGCUGAUUUAGCUUCCAGAGGAGCGACUAUUGAACAAUUUAACAGAAAUCCACAAUGGCUUCGUGGGCCAGAUGUCUUAUGGGAUAAAGACAUUGAAUUCCCACAGUGUGCCGAGGACACUAGUUUUAUCGGCAAUGAUUCAGAAGUUAAGAAACCAGUGGCUGUUUGCACUGUAGAAUCAUUUGAAGGAACGGAACGUCUUAUUUCUUACUUUUCGAAUUGGGAACGCUUAGUCACCAUACCAGCACGGUUCGUACUUGCGGCCAACAACUUUAGAAAUGCUAGAACAGUAUUAAAAUCGACGGAAACGGAAAAAUGA
Molecule: messenger RNA, 1416 nt
Organism: Mytilus trossulus (common blue mussel)
Lineage: Eukaryota; Metazoa; Mollusca; Bivalvia; Mytilida; Mytilidae
Exons: 1
Coding region: 1-1416 (471 amino acids)
Source: RefSeq, a predicted model, not a curated record